Molecule: messenger RNA, 939 nt
Organism: Schistosoma spindalis
Lineage: Eukaryota; Metazoa; Platyhelminthes; Trematoda; Strigeidida; Schistosomatidae
Source: the annotation of a GenBank genome assembly
AUGCUUGGUAAAAUCGGUUAUGAUGCGUCCUGGCUAUCUUCAAUACCAUGGAAGGCUAUCUACUAUGCUCUGUUAUUUUUGAUGAUUGAACUAGUGACUUUUGCGUAUGGAGUUAUGGUGUUUAUUCUCCUAUACCAAACCUACAUUCCAACCGUAAAAUUGGAAAGAGAAUUAGAUUUAGUGUUUGAUACUAAAUGUAAUAUACGAACGGGGUAUUCCAACGUUUGCAGUUUUCCUACAGCCAAUUUCUCUGUUUCUGAAAGUGGAAUAUCUCUCUUAACACCCAAAUAUCCGUACAUGCUCAUGCUAAACCUAUGGCUUCCAGAUUCCAUUCAUAAUAGAAAUGCAGGUAUGAGUAUUAUCACCCUAGAACUAUAUGGCCGUGAACAUGUUCUUAUACAGCGAUUCAGAAAACCAUUUUCAAUGCCUUAUCGAUCUGGUGAAGUUCGAAUGAUAAGUAAUAUACUAUUUGCCCCCCUGUAUAUAAUCGGUAGGAUGAAAGAAGAACUGCUGCUUUCAAUUGAGAUGUCAUCUAGUUUCCAGUUUGAUGCGACACAACCAGUUUUGGAAGGUCGUAUCAUUCUGGAGUCCAAACGCUACUUGUGGUCAGCUUUGGAGCUUAAAAUACAAACGACGCUUAGCGGAUUUCAAAAUAUUCUAUACUACUAUCCACAGGUUUCUUUCAUAAUUUGCAUAUCUGUCGUCUCAUUCCUUAUGAACAUGAUCUACAUAUCAUCCAUUCUUUUAUACAUUUUAUGGCGAUUUUUCAAGAAAUCCAGAACUCCUGAACUUUCAAAGGUUAAAGAUGAACCGAAACCUGAAAACUAUCCACUAUGCGAUUAAAUCUACGUAGAAAUUUGUAUCACCGUUGACUUGCAGUUUCAUUACAUGUUUACUGCUGUAACAACUCAAAUGUUUCCCCUUAAUUUUUUCUUCAUA